Calypte anna (Anna's hummingbird) is the source of this 339-nucleotide messenger RNA. RefSeq names its product protein FAM240A-like. The coding region runs from base 61 to 339 and encodes 92 amino acids. The transcript is spliced from 3 exons. NCBI's taxonomy places the organism in Eukaryota, Metazoa, Chordata, Aves, Apodiformes, Trochilidae. The record is from RefSeq and is a predicted model, not a curated record.
AGUAAUCACUCGAGAAAUCCCUACUUUGAUUGAAGAAGAAGCUACUAUACUAUAAAAAAAAUGAUCAAGCAUACCAACUUUAGACAACACAACAUGUGCAGUCAUGAUGCAGAAAGCCUGAAGAACUUCUGGGAAAGAAUCAUCCAAGAGCAAACUAAACAACGAGAAAGUGAAGAGUCUAGGUUAAGAAAAAGUGCCCUAAACAAACUCCGUCAGGAGUGGACUCUGAGGCUGGAAGGCCAAGCAAGGCAGGUCCAGGAGCACACAAAAACACAGAAGGAACAGAUGACUCUUCUGUCCAUCGAGACUCUUCCAUCAACAGAUAAAACUGCUGCUUAA